Molecule: messenger RNA, 3576 nt
Organism: Armigeres subalbatus
Lineage: Eukaryota; Metazoa; Arthropoda; Insecta; Diptera; Culicidae
Exons: 2
Coding region: 1-3576 (1191 amino acids)
Biological process (GO): DNA integration
Molecular function (GO): nucleic acid binding
Source: RefSeq, a predicted model, not a curated record
AUGGCGGAGAAUGUCGAACUCAUGCAAACACUGUCGACAAUGAUCGCUGAAGCUCUCAGAACGUCAAUCGGGAGCGCCAUUCAGCAAGCCAAUACCGCAGCAGGUGGUGCAGCAGCGAAUACUCUCAAGAUCCCGGGGUUUUCAAUGUCCGAAUACCGUCCAUCGGAAGGAACAUCCGUAGCCGAUUAUUUCGAUCGUUUUAAGUGGGCACUGGAAUUGAGCCAAAUCCCUCAACUUCAGUAUGCCAACUACGCUAGGGUCCAUAUGGGGGCGGAGCUAAAUAGCGCCCUGAAGUUUCUGAUAAGCCCAAGAGAUCCAGUUACACUGGAUUAUGACGAAUUGCGGAAUACACUGAUUAACCACUUCGAUUGGAAGAAAAACAAGUACGUUGAAAGCAUCAACUUCAGGAAGAUUGUCCAGCAAGCAGGCGAAUCCGUCGCUCAAUUCGUUCUCCGAUUGAGGCAAGGAGCCGCGUACUGUGAAUAUGGAGGUUUUCUGGAUCGUAUGUUAACCGAGCAAAUGCUUCACGGACUGGAGGCCCGGGAUAUAUGUGAUGAGAUCGUAGCGAAAAAUCCAGGGACCUUCAAGGAAGCAUACGACAUAGCCCACGCCCUUGAAGCGACUCGCAAUACGGCACGGGAAGUGAACACUGGUUCGUCGUCCCCAGCAAUCGAAGGGACCCAUAAGCUUGGGUACGAUAAUCCUCGAACAAGAAAGAAAGCAGUGUUAAGUCCACCAAAGCAGCGCCAGAGUGAACACCAUCGGAUGAACAGGCAAGUAUCGGGCGGACAAGAGUCCUGUAAAGGUUGCGGAGGGCAGCAUAUACGUAGUCAGUGCCGUUUUCGUGAUGUUAGAUGUCAUAACUGUAAUAUCAAAGGUCACAUUGCGAAAGUGUGUCGGUCAAAGAGGUCGUGCACUCAGGACACGUCUACCGAUCAAGUGGACUCAGAAGAGUUUCCAGCAUCCGACAUCGAUGUAGUACAAUCACUAAGUCAAGUUCAUGAAGUCACUUCAACGGGGAAGAAAAUGGUCAACGUUAAAAUCGACGGUCGAACAGUACGGAUGGAGUUAGACACUGGAGCACCCUGCGGCAUAAUCGCAGAGUCCAAAUUGAGAGCCAUCAAGCCAAAAUAUUUGUUGCAGAAAACGGACCGCCAGUUCUCAAGUUACACUGGACAUCGUAUCAACUGCAUAGGACGUCUUCCGGUGAAUGUAUCCGUAGGAAGCAAUACUCGUCGAUUGAAUUUGUACGUUGUUGCUGGGGAAUCCGAUUCUCUGUUUGGACGCGAAUGGAUUUCUCACUUCAUUGAUGAAAUCAAUUUGAAUCGGUUGUUCACUCCAGAUACACCGAUCAAUUCUAUCGGUUCCUCCGAACUAACUGCAGAGCAGUCAACCCAGCUUUCACGCCUACUGGAAGGCUUCGCCGAUGUUUUCAGCAACACUCCCGGAAAAUUGACCGGCCCGCCAGCGAAAGUUCAUUUGAAACCUGAAGCAUUUCCCGUAUUCGCCAAGGCUCGUGAUGUGCCUUAUGCAUUACGCGACAAAUACGCCGCAGAAAUCGACAGAAAACUUGCGACUGGUGUUUUCAAGAAAGUAGACUAUUCCGAGUGGUCAUCACCAACCCACAUCGUAGUCAAGAAAAACGGCGAUCUGCGAAUCACAGGUAACUAUAAGCCAACAGUCAAUCCGAGAAUGAUCGUGGAUGAACACCCCAUACCGAAGAUUGACACGAUCUUCAAUAAGAUGAAAGGAGCAACGAUGUUUUGUCAUUUGGACGUAACUGACGCCUAUACACAUUUACCGAUCGAUGAUGAAUUCAGCCAUGUACUGACACUGAAUACGGCAACGCAUGGGCUUAUUCGUCCCACUCGCGCAGUAUACGGAGCCGCCAACAUCCCCGCUAUUUGGCAGCGGCGUAUGGAAACUGUUCUGCAAGGAUUGGAAGAUUUCGUCGUCAGUUUCUACGAUGACAUAAUCGUGUUCGCCAAUGACUUCAACGGUUUACUACAGGCGCUAACAGUCGUUUUAGACAGAUUGAGGCUGAAUGGACUACGGCUCAAUAGGUCGAAAUGCGUCUUUGCUACACCAUCACUGGAGUGCUUAGGCCACAGAAUUGAUCGUUACGGACUGCACAAAUCGAGCAAGCACAUCGAGGCCAUCCGAGAUGCACCACGACCAACGACUCCGGAAGAGUUGCAGCUUUUUCUAGGUAAGGCCACUUAUUACAGUGCUUUCAUACCAAAUCUCUCUUCGAGAGCCAGGAUCUUACGCGAUAUGCUUCUAGCUGAUACGUUCACGUGGACCUCCGAAGCAGAUGAAGCAUACUUAGAUUUGAAAGAAGUUCUGACGUCCCCCCAAGUCCUGAUGCAGUACGACCCAACAUUGCCUCUAAUACUGGCAACAGAUGCUAGUAAGACUGGUCUGGGUGCCGUGCUUUCUCACCGUUUAAGCAACGGGCUGGAGCGACCAAUAGCCUACGCAAGCACCACAAUGUCGAGCACAGAACAACGAUAUCCGCAAAUCGACAAGGAGGCUCUUGCUAUAGUGUGGGCAGUAAAAAAGUUUUUUCACUACUUGUACGCCCGAAAGUUUGUUCUGAUCACAGAUCACAAGCCGCUCACACAGAUUUUGCAUCCUGAAAAAUCCCUCCCUACAUUGUGUAUCAGCCGGAUGGCGAAUUACGCUGAUUAUCUAGCCCACUUUGUUUUCGAUAUUGUGUAUAAACCCACAAGUCAACACACGAACGCCGACUACUGUUCGCGUAUACCUAGCAAGUCAAUAACAUCCGGAGUAAACAGCGUUAGUUUGCAAGAUGACGUAAGCAUUGAAGACGAAUUUGAAAGUUUCGCAUUCCACCAGAUUCAACAACUUCCUGUACGGGCAGAACACAUUGCUCGUGAAACGCGCAAGGACGCCAAUCUUGGACGAAUCGUACAAAUGCUGGAAAUGGGUCGUGGUCUAGGACUUUGUGGCUACAAACCUCCGGAAGAUAAGUACACUCUAGCAGCAAACUGUUUGCUCUAUGAGCACAGAGUCGUCAUACCGCAGGUCCUCAGACAGGCAAUAUUGAACGAUCUUCAUGUUGCACAUUUGGGAGUUGUGAAAAUGAAGAGUUUGGCACGAUCCUUCGUUUACUGGCCAGUCCCAUCGCUGAAUGUCCUCAUGGAUAGCCUAAUUGAUGCUGAUAUCGAGCGAACGGUAAGAUCUUGUAGUGACUGUGCACGCCACGCUCCUGCUCCUACAAAGUUCAACAGUCAUCAUUGGGAAUACCCAAAGGGCCCAUGGGAGCGUAUUCAUAUUGAUUAUGCAGGACCAGUAGCGGAUAUGAUGCUUCUUGUAGUAGUAGAUGCUUACAGCAAGUGGGUCGAAGUGAGAGCUACCCCGACGUCUACAACAGCUGCAACAAUCGACAUUCUUGAUGAGCUGUUCACAUCAUUUGGAACUCCGACGACGCUGGUAUCAGUCAACGGUCCGCAGUUCACCUCUGGAGAAUUCAAGGACUUUCUUCAGAUGAGUGGAGUAAAGUACCACAAGCUUCCUGCCCCUUAUCAUCCAGCUACCAACGGUCAUGCAUAA